AUGUCCAGGGAUUCUCCGCUAACCGCGCACCAGAGCCGGACCCACUGCACCCUGGUCCGAGAUGCUUCAGUACCUACCCCAGCGGGAGCACACACUCACCUGAUCCGGGCUGGGAGCGCUGAAAGGCGGCACAGGAUCCCGAUCGAACCGCUGGGAGAGACGGAUGGCGAUAGAAACUUCUUCCGGGCAGACUUGUGGCAGAGGUCUGGCUCUGACCAGCUCAGUUUGACUCGUGACACUUUCCGCCAAUACCUGCAACAACGCCCUGACCAGACGGUGCUGAUCCUACAUGCGAAGGUUGCUCAGAAAUCAUAUGGAAAUGAAAAGAGGUUUUUCUGUCCACCACCAUCUGUCUAUCUAACUGGUCCAGGAUGGAGACUCAAACAUGAGCAACUGAAAUUGUGUGGUCUCAACGAAUCCAGCUGUAGACUCUGUGGGUACAUGGGGCUGGAUGGCAUUACCAACAGUCAAGAAGCUGCAAUGAAGAUCAACUUUGAAGAACAGCCCGACUCCAAGAAAUUCGGUUGUGCUAAAGCGCUGUACAUAUCUGAUGCUGACAAACGCAAACACUUUCGGAUUGUUUUCAGUCUCUUCCUUGGAACUGGCCAAGAGGUUGGCACCUUCUACAGUAAAUUCAUCAAGGUCAUUUCAAAGCCAUCCCAGAAGAAGCACUCUAUUAAGAAUGCAGACUUAUGUAUCCUUUCAGGCUCCAAAGUGGCUUUGUUCAAUCGUCUGCGAUCUCAAACAGUCAGUACACGGUACCUGUGUGUGGAAGGAGAGGAGUUCAUCGCUAGUGCCAGGCAAUGGGCAGCAUUCACUCUGCAUCUGGAGAACGACCAAUGUCCAAGAGGUGAAUUCUGUCCUGGGGAUGGAUACAUCCGAUAUGGAUCAGCUGUCAAAUUAGUAUGCACUACGUCAGGAGUGUCCUUACCAAGCAUGAUCAUUCGGAAGGUGAACAAACAGUAUGCAGUGCUGGAUGUGGAUGAACCUGUCUCUCAACUUCACAAAUGUGCCUUUCACAUCAAGGACACCAACAGGAUGUAUCUGUGUCUCUCCAAUGAGAACAUCAUACAGUUCCAGGCGACCCCUUGCUCUAAGGAUGUCAAUAAGGAAGUACUGAAUGAUGGUGCAUGCUGGACAAUCAUUGGCACCGAGACUGUAGAAUACACAUUUAGUGAGAGCUUGGCACAGCUUCACAUGCCUGUCACUCCUAUUCCCAUCAUCAGCAGCCUUGAGCUGAAUGGAGGAGGUGAUGUAGCAAUGUUAGAAGUACAAGGAGAGAACUUCAGCCCAAAUUUGAAAGUGUGGUUUGGUGAUGUGGAGGCAGAAACUAUGUACAGAAAUCCCAAAUCGGUGAUCUGUGUGGUGCCUGAUAUCUGUGCAUACAGCAGUGAAUGGCGUUGGCUCCGACAGCCUAUCACGGUUCCCCUCUCUCUGAUAAGAAGUGACGGAAUCAUCUUCUCCAGCACCUUCACUUUCACCUACACCCCAGAACAGGGCUGCCUUCCCAGGCAGGCAGUGGUCCGAGAGAUCCCAGAGGAAUCUGACAACUUCCUGAACACCAUCCAUCAGGAGUUCACUCGCACCAAUUUCCACCUCUUCAUGCAGAGUUAA
This is a messenger RNA of Hemiscyllium ocellatum (epaulette shark), 1614 nucleotides long. It is a transcript of the gene rbpjl, whose product is annotated as recombination signal binding protein for immunoglobulin kappa J region-like. Gene Ontology annotation, molecular function: RNA polymerase II cis-regulatory region sequence-specific DNA binding; DNA-binding transcription activator activity, RNA polymerase II-specific. The record is from RefSeq and is a predicted model, not a curated record. Gene Ontology annotation, cellular component: nucleus. Gene Ontology annotation, biological process: regulation of transcription by RNA polymerase II. NCBI's taxonomy places the organism in Eukaryota, Metazoa, Chordata, Chondrichthyes, Orectolobiformes, Hemiscylliidae. The transcript has 12 exons. Bases 1 to 1614 code for a protein of 537 amino acids.